Messenger RNA from Arvicanthis niloticus (Nile rat), 10769 nucleotides. NCBI's taxonomy places the organism in Eukaryota, Metazoa, Chordata, Mammalia, Rodentia, Muridae. The record is from RefSeq and is a predicted model, not a curated record.
CAGGGCUGCCGGAGGCGGAGGCGGAGAGGCACCGGGCUGCCGCCACGGCCGCUAGGGAGAGUUGUAAGAGUCCAUCCAGGACCUUCAGGUCAUGAAUAAUCUGACCAUUCCUGAAUUAAUUGGGAAAACAAACAUAUCAAGUGCCAUUUGAAGAGUGUGUCUAUAUAUGUAAAACCUUUUCUCUACAUAUAAACUUUUCCAUAAGAAGACAUUCUGAACAUCAAGAGCUUUGCAACUGAUGAAAAUUAAUCCAAGCAUCAGAUGGGACAAUUUUAUACUGUUGGGGUCAGGAGUCUGUGGAGAACAGUCCAUCACUAAUGGCAGAUUUUCCUUACGGUGUUGCUGAGCAAAAAAAAGUUUGCAGAAGAGAAAAUUGUACAGAUUAAGCCUAAAGAAUACCUCUUCAGUGUAAAGAAGGAAGAGACUUUAAAACUCUGGAUUGACAUUCAGAAACUUUUCCUGCGGUUGAGGCUGGAGUGAGGGACAGAUCUGAAAAGGAACGAAUUCCUUUGUGUCUUCAGCUAUUUGAAGUUUUUUAUUUAUUAUCUUUUUUCCUUUCUGCAUAUAUAUGCUAUUUUAAAAUAUUAAUUGGAAUUGUCAGUUACAAAAUAAAUAUCAAGAAAAGCCUUUCUUGGCCUAACAAUGUGAAUAGGCUUGAAUUCAAACAGGAAAGCAUCUUUUAACAAAGCCUGGAGCCGGUCUUGAGAGAUGGUCCAGCUUGGAGAACUCUGAUACACACCUGGGUUGGUUUAAAGAUUUGCAUAUGAGAGGAAGGUUAUUUAAUGGACAUAAUUCAAAGAUUGCUUUUUUUUCAUUAAGAUAGAAGAAUACAUGAUCUUUACGAGUGAAAAAAGCAGAGAAACAAGAUAAAGGAGAAACAGAAUCCUGCAGCCUCUCUGUAAGCAAGAAAUAGGACCAAACUAAAGGAAGUACUUGGUCUAUUUAAAUAGCUGUUUGCUCAUACUCAGUGACCUGCUGACCUCCACCUCUGCUGAGGGAAGGGGCUUUGCUCCAGUCUCUAUGGCACUGAGGGGGGGUUCCGGCCCGUGGAGGAGUCAUUCUAGGGAGCCCCGUGUUCCUAGGGACACAGGGCCAGUCUUUGUGUCAGGAAGCUUCUGGCUGUGAACAGUGGGAGAAAGAGUGAUUUUCUUAACAUUUUAACUGCUGUCUGCAUGAGCUCUGGUCUGACUUUGCACGUUAGUGUGCCUUCCCCCUUAUGCAACCUUUUCCAGCUGUGCAGCAGAAACUUGCCUAAUUCAGAAAACGUGCCAGAAGGUAGUUUCAGAGGGAAGAUGAUCUUGUGUGAUCAUUCUCUGCAUUUGAACUGUUGAAUAGAGAAACCCAGCUAGAGGGAUUCUUAUUGCCUUAAGUUACUUGAAAUCUAUGUGUUUGUAACCCUUUAUCUCUGGAAUCACAAAAAAAAAAACUGGAAGUUCAGGCUGAGAAUAACAAGGCUGAGUAAAAUCGAAGAGAACUGAUUCUCCGUCAUCACUUACUAACAGCUCUUUCUCCAAAGGAUUGGCAUGUUUUCCUCAUAAGAACUUGAAAAUGAGAACGGACCCCAUGUAUUUUUAGGCAUUACCUUUCUUAGCAGACUGACAUUAUCUUUUAUAGAGGAGUUUUUUCACUAUGCAGGUGGUGGAUCUUUAUAAGCUAUUGACCUAAUUGGACUGUAGAUCAGUUGUAACUAAAGGAGAAAAAAAACAAACCAACAGAACCCAACCACAAAAAUAAGCCAGUAAAAGAACUUGGUUUGAAAUUCUUCAGUACUUUUAAAGUGAAAUACUUCACUGAAAAAUUAUGUAUGCAGCAGUGGAACAUGGGCCUGUGCUUUGCAGCGAUUCCAACAUCCUCUGCCUGUCCUGGAAAGGGCGUGUCCCCAAGAGUGAGAAGGAGAAGCCUGUGUGCAGAAGGCGCUACUAUGAAGAAGGAUGGUUGGCCACAGGCAAUGGGCGAGGUGUGGUGGGGGUGACUUUCACCUCGAGUCACUGUCGCAGAGAUAGGAGUACGCCACAGAGAAUAAACUUCAACCUGCGAGGCCACAACAGUGAGGUUGUGCUGGUGAGGUGGAAUGAGCCAUACCAGAAACUGGCCACAUGUGAUGCCGAUGGAGGAAUCUUUGUGUGGAUUCAGUAUGAAGGCAGGUGGUCUGUGGAACUGGUCAAUGACCGUGGGGCUCAGGUGAGUGAUUUCACCUGGAGCCAUGAUGGGACUCAGGCUCUCAUUUCAUAUCGAGAUGGGUUUGUCCUGGUUGGUUCCGUCAGUGGACAAAGACACUGGUCAUCUGAAAUCAACUUGGAGAGCCAGAUCACGUGUGGUAUAUGGACUCCCGAUGACCAGCAGGUGUUAUUUGGCACAGCAGAUGGACAGGUGAUUGUCAUGGACUGCCACGGCAGAAUGCUUGCCCAUGUCCUCCUGCAUGAAUCUGAUGGCAUCCUCAGCAUGUCCUGGAAUUACCCCAUCUUCCUGGUGGAGGACAGCAGUGAGAGUGACACAGACUCAGAUGAUUAUUCUCCGCCCCAAGAUGGUCCUGCGGCAUACCCCAUUCCUGUGCAGAACAUCAAGCCUCUGCUCACCGUCAGCUUCACCUCGGGAGACAUCAGCUUAAUGAACAACUAUGAUGACUUGUCUCCCACUGUCAUCCGUUCAGGACUGAAAGAGGUGGUGGCCCAAUGGUGUACACAGGGAGACUUACUGGCAGUUGCUGGGAUGGAGCAGCAGGCCCAGUUCAGCGAGCUGCCCAAUGGUCCUCUUCUGAGGAGUGCCAUGGUCAAGUUCUACAAUGUUAGAGGGGAGCACAUUUUCACUCUGGACACACUUGUGCAGCGCCCCAUCAUCUCCAUCUGUUGGGGUCAUCGGGACUCCCGGCUGCUUAUGGCCUCAGGACCAGCCCUGUAUGUGGUUCGUGUAGAACACCGAGUGUCCAGUCUCCAGCUGUUGUGCCAGCAGGCCAUCGCCAGCACCCUUCGAGAAGACAAGGACGUUAACAAGCUGACCUUGCCCCCUCGUCUCUGUUCCUACCUCUCCACUGCCUUCAUUCCCACUAUUAAGCCCCCAAUUCCAGACCCCAACAACAUGCGGGACUUCGUCAGCUACCCCUCAGCAGGCAAUGAGCGGCUGCACUGCACCAUGAAGCGUACAGAGGAUGACCCAGAGGUUGGAGGGCCCUGCUACACACUCUACCUGGAGUAUCUGGGAGGACUCGUGCCCAUUCUCAAGGGGCGGCGCAUCAGCAAGCUGCGGCCAGAGUUCGUCAUUAUGGACCCUCGAACAGACAGCAAAUCAGAUGAGAUCUAUGGGAACAGCUUAAUUUCUACUGUGAUUGACAGCUGCAACUGCUCAGACUCCAGUGAUAUUGAACUGAGUGAUGAUUGGGCCGCCAAGAAGUCUCCCAAAAUUUCCAGAGCUAGCAAAUCCCCCAAACUCCCAAGGAUCAGCAUUGAGGCCCGAAAGUCGCCCAAGCUGCCACGGGCUGCUCAAGAGAUGUCUAGGUCUCCCAGAUUGCCCAUGCGCAAGCCCUCCAUGGGCUCACCCAGCCUGACCCGGAGAGAGUUUCCUUUUGAAGACAUCACUCAGCACAACUAUCUUGCUCAGGUCACAUCCAAUAUCUGGGGAACCAAGUUUAAGAUUGUGGGCUUGGCUGCAUUCCUACCAACCAACCUCGGUGCAGUCAUCUAUAAAACCAGCCUACUGCACCUCCAGCCUCGGCAGAUGACCAUUUAUCUCCCGGAAGUUAGGAAGAUUUCCAUGGACUAUAUUAAUCUGCCUGUCUUCAACCCAAACGUUUUCAGUGAAGAUGAAGAUGACUUACCAGUUACAGGAGCAUCAGGUGUCCCUGAAAACAACCCACCUUGUACGGUGAACAUCCCUAUUGCACCAAUCCACAGCUCUGCUCAAGCUUUGUCUCCCACACAGAGCAUAGGGCUGGUGCAGUCUCUGCUGGCCAAUCAAAAUGUGCAGUUGGAUGUCUUGACCAAUCAGACCACAGCUGUAGGGUCAGUAGAGCAUGCAGGUGAUGCUGCUACCCAGUACCCAGUCUCCAGCCGGUACUCCAAUCCUGGACAGGUAAUUUUUGGAGGUGUAGAAAUGGGCCGCAUCAUUCAGAAUCCUCCUCAGUUGCCUUUGCCACCACCGCCGCCACCACCACCACAGGGGCCUAUGCAACUGCCUGCAGUGGACCAUGGAGAUCGGGACCACGAGCACCUGCAGAAGUCAGCCAAGGCCCUGCGGCCAGUGCCUCAGCUGGCUGCCGAGGGGGAUGCAGUGGUUUUCAGUGCCCCGCAGGAGGUCCAGGUGGCAAAGAUGAAUCCCCCACCCCCGUACCCAGGAACUAUCCCUGCUGCCCCCACCACGGCUGCACCCCCACCCCCUCUGCCACCACCACAGCCCCCAGUGGAUGUAUGUUUGAAGAAGGGUGACUUCUCCCUGUACCCUACAGCAGCACAUUACCAGCCUCCUCUAGGCUAUGAGAGGAUCACCACCUUUGACAGCAGCGGCAAUGUGGAAGAGGUGUGCCGGCCCCGCACUCGGAUGCUCUGCUCCCAGAACACCUACACUCUUCCGGGCCCAGGCACUUCUGCCACCUUGAGACUCACAGCCACUGAGAAGAAGGUUCCCCAACCCUGUACCAGUGCCACUCUGAACCGACUAACUGUCCCUCGAUACUCCAUCCCCACAGGGGACCCACCUCCAUACCCUGACAUUGCUAGCCAGCUGGCCCAGGGGCGGAGUGCUGCUCAAAGGCUGGACAACAGUCUCAUCCAUGCCACCCUACGAAGGAACAACCGAGAGGUUGCACUUAAGAUGGCCCAGCUGGCAGACAACUCCCGUGCCCCACUGCAGCCCCCAGCUAAGCCUAAGGGGGGCGCUGGUGGGGCGGUGGCACAGCUCCCAGCAAGGCCUCCACCUGCCCUAUACACCUGCAGCCAGUGCAGUGGAGCAGGGCCCAGCUCACAGUCAGGUGCAGCCCUGGCCCAUGCUAUGAGCACCUCCCCACUGGCCUCCCAGUCCUCCUACAAUCUUCUAAGCCCUCCUGACACCUCCCGAGAUCGUACUGACUAUGUCAACUCGGCCUUCACGGAGGACGAGGCCCUGUCUCAGCACUGUCAGCUGGAGAAGCCUCUGAGGCAUCCCCCACUUCCUGAAGCUGCUGUCACGAUGAAGCGGCCUCCCCCUUACCAGUGGGACCCUGUGCUGGGUGAGGACGUUUGGGUUCCCCAGGAAAGGACAGCACAACCUACAGUGCCCAACCCCUUAAAACUGUCCCCUCUAAUGCUAGGGCAAGGCCAGCACCUGGAUGUGGCUCGAGUGCCCUUUGUGUCUCCCAAGUCUCCAUCCAGCCCUACUGCCACCUUCCAGACAGGCUAUGGGAUGGGAGUGCCAUAUCCAGGCAGCUAUAACAACCCCUCCUUGCCUGGAGUACAAGCCCCAUGCUCCCCUAAGGAUGCCCUGUCCCCAGCCCAGUUUGCACAACAGGAGUCUGCUGUCGGACUUCAGCCAGCAUACCCACCCAGCCUUUCCUAUUGCACCUUGCCCCCCACAUAUCCAGGAAGCAGCACAUGCUCCAGUUUACAGCUACCACCCAUCGCCUUGCACCCUUGGAAUCCCUACAGCACCUGCCCACCCAUGCAGAAUGCCCAGGGCACUCUCCCCUCCAAGCCCCACUUAGUGGUGGAGAAGCCUCUUGUGUCCCCGCCACCUGCCGAGCUCCAAAGCCACAUGGGCACAGAGGUGAUGGUAGAGACUGCAGACAAUUUCCAAGAAGUCCUCUCUCUGACAGAAAGCCCUGUUCCCCAGAGAACAGAAAAAUUUGGGAAGAAGAACCGGAAGCGCCUGGAUAGCCGAGCGGAGGAAGGAAGCGUUCAGGCCAUCACUGAGGGCAAAGUAAAAAAGGAUGCUAGGACUUUGAGUGACUUUAAUUCUCUCAUCUCCAGCCCCCGCCUAGGGAGAGAGAAGAAGAAAGUGAAAAGUCAGAAAGACCAACUGAAGUCAAAGAAGUUGAACAAGACGAACGAGUUCCAGGACAGCUCAGAGAGUGAGCCCGAGCUGUUCAUCAGUGGGGAUGAGCUGAUGAACCAAAGCCAGGGCAGCAAGAAGGGGUGGAAAAGCAAGAGGAGCCUGCGGACGGCCAGUGAGCUGGAGGAAUUCAAGUGCCGCAAAGCCAGUGAGAAGGAAGACGGGCGCCUGGGCAGCCAGGGCUUUGUGUAUGUGAUGGCCAACAAGCAGCCUCUGUGGAAUGAAGCCACACAGGUGUACCAGCUAGACUUUGGAGGAAGGGUGACCCAGGAGUCUGCCAAGAACUUCCAGAUCGAGUUGGAGGGACGGCAGGUGAUGCAGUUCGGACGGAUUGAUGGUAACGCAUACAUCCUAGACUUCCAGUACCCCUUCUCAGCUGUUCAGGCUUUUGCUGUUGCCUUGGCCAAUGUGACUCAGCGCCUAAAAUGAAGAGACAGAUGCGGGAGGAGACCUGGCAGGAGCCUUUGGAGGCAGAGCUCAUGCUGCUACUACCUGAGGAGACCAGAGACCACGGCGGUAGAGGAAGCCAGCAGGCCAGAAGAUCUGUAGGCAUGGUCGUUUGUUCAGUUAACCUUUAUUGUGUCUUUUCUUUUGAUAGAGUGGUGUUUGGAAGCCAAGAAUUUGAAGUAUCUUGUGUUCUUGAAGGCAAAGUAGCUUGGCUACAGAAUUUUGUACUGAAUUUACUUCUCAUGACUAGGAUUAAGGGCCUUUGCAAAGAAGACAGAUUGCUCAACCUUUCUCUUCUUUUAAGUAUAGGGAGUGUUAGUGUUCAUGUCAUCUGGCUUCUGUUACCCUUCCAAUAUUAUCACUUGUGAAAAAAAAAAAUUUUUUUUAAACACAACCAAAACUCUGGAAGAUUCAGCUUGUAUUGGGCUAGGGAGGACAGCAUUUCAGUCACAAAUGUGUGCUGCUCACUAAAAGGUACCUGGAUGAAUGAGGGACACAUAUGCAAAUGCCUUGUGCUCUGCUCAUAUAAGCCACGGUAGAUGAUGUGAUUUGCUAGGCAGUGUGUGAGGAAGACACUGCCUGUGGAGACAGGCUCACGUACAGACUGGGCUGCGGGUGUGGCUUAUGCAAGGAUUGUUUCCCAAGGAUACUAGUUGGAAACCCCACUGGUUUCUUGUGUCAGAGUUAAGCCCAUCUGACUUUGGAAGAAGGUAAGAGACUUCAGUCAGUAGGCAGGUCCAGGCUGGGGUAGAGCUGGGCUACAUCACAGUCAUUAGACUGUGCAGUUACCAGGUACCUCCCUCCACGGUCAGGAAACAGCCUUUGUUCUCCUUACUUCCUUGUUUGAAUCUGGAACAUUUACUGUAGCCGUCUUUCUCUUCAGAUCCUAUUGCUCUGUCUUUUCUAAAACAUGAAUGAGACUUGAUUUGCAGCUACACCUUUCCUUUCCUUGUCCACAUUAAAAUUCAGUUGAUUUGAAUGCUUUCCUACAAUUAGAGUGUAAUAAAAAAUGUAUGCAUUUCCCAGGAUAUUAAAAGAUAGGGUCAUGGUAAAAUCUUUGGGGAAAACUCCACAAUAUGCUGUAAAGGAAAAAAAGAACUCUUGCUGGGUGUGUAGGCUGUACUAAAAGAUGAGCCACGGGAAAGCCGUGUUAAAACUGUCUGUGCUUUAUUCACUCUGCCUGUAGCAUCUUUGCGAAACUUCUUCUCAUGGGAACACACCCGGGCACAUACCCAGACCUUGUAGUAAGACCGAGUUCUUGUUGCUGCUGCUACCUGUGAUGCUUAUUCCCAGAGCACAAGAGCUUUGACUUUUGAGUUGGAUUUUAUUUGAAAUCUGGCAAGUGGAAGAAGCUACAGGAAAUUCUUUUCAGCUUAAACAUUGUUUUGGUUUCCCCCUCCUCUUCCUCUUUUUCCUCCUCUUCCUCCUCCUCUUCCUCCUCCUUGUGUUUGGUUUAAGAAUUACAAAAGAAAUUGUCUGAUUUCUUUACCUGAGCAAAAUUAAAUUACUCAUUAUUUUUUCUAAAUUUCAAAGAAAUAUGGACAAGAACAUCUCCCAGCUGAUACUGGAGUUUUCCAUUUUAUAAUUUAAAAUAUGGGAGCUGAUUCUUAUAUGGGUCAGUUGUCCCAGAACAAGUUGAACAGUAUAUUCAGAGUUACUGUGUUUACGUAAGUUCCUGUAGCUUGAUAAGAUGUCUCAGUGCUUAUCUUAGUUGUGCAAUACUGUUGUAGCCUGUUUAUGGAAUAAUUUAAAUACAAUUUUCUUUGUUUUGUGGUCUAAGAGAUAGUUAUUUAUCUUGCUCUUUAUAGUAUUCUUGGGAACUAUUUUGUUGCUAUGUAUUGGUGAUUUGUGCCCAUUUUAUUAUUUAUUUAGAAAAAUAGUACCUUUGUAAUGACUUAUUUGUUGGCAAUAGAUUUUGCUGCAAAAAAUAAAGAGACUAUGACAAGAUUUUUUGGGGGGGUGGCUGGGUGCUUUGUAACUUUCUUGAGAGUUGGGAGAAAAUCUUAUUAAUCCCUUAAAAAAAUAAAUUUACUCUUUAUCUCAGUAUUGAUUGUAUGCAAAAUAGGCUAUUUCUUUAAGAAAGCAUACCCUAAGAUAGUAUUUCUUAUUUUGAAAAUGUUAAUUAAAAAUAAAAUGUGAUAGGACACAAGGAAGGGUGAGAUGUCUAAGAUAAGAGUCUCAAGAGAGGCCCUUAGUAAAUAAUCUUCAAGUUUGAGGUUUGGUUUUGUUUGAUUUUUUUUUUUUUUUUUAGUUAAACUGGCCUUUUCAAAAAUGCAAAAGUUAUACUUACAACUUUGCUAAAUAAAAACAGAUAUGGAGGAAAUCCCUAAAAGAUACUUUCUGCCAUGGAGAUGUAGGCUUGUGGCCUUGAACAGUGCUUGACCUGUGAGCUGCGAGAACUCCUGCCCCUCACUAGACUCCUCGACCAGUCAGAGUGAGUCUCAGCUUCCACCUGGGCAGUAGGCUGCUGGCUGCAGCAGUUGUGAUCAUAUCAUUUAAGGUAAUGGCUUCUUCCAGUCAACAUCUCUUGAUUAAAUUCUGCUCAAAUUAAGUCUUUAAGUAACAGAAUUCUAGGUACUUUAUGGUUAUUGAUAGCAAUUUGUAAAUGUCCCAAUGUCCCAUUGGAUCCCUAAAUCAAAAACAGUCAGCUACAUAAAGGCCUGUAGGAAAAAGAGUAUAUUAACCAACAUGAAAACUACUGUUAAAUUUAUUUGGCUCUAGUAUCAUCAAAACAAAAGUUGUGGGUGUAUAUACACUACCCAUUUGAAUGUAUAGCCUGAGAAAAGCUGGGGCCACCGCAGCUGGAAGUAUUCAGCUCUAAUGGACAUACAAAGCAAACACUUUUGCGUUUUGGUACUUCUCAUCCACAGACCUGCACCCUGUGUAAUGUUCAUUCUGUAAUCAAAGGUCAGGGGCUCAAGGUCGAAUUGUCCUGCCACCGGGACAGAGAGUGACUUUGGGCAAGGCCCUGGGGUGUCUGGCCUCCUUUUGUCCAUCUCUUAAAUGAAAAGGCUUGCCUAGACAAGCAUAAACACUACAUUCUCCAGGAGCCUGGGAGCUCAAAAUUCAGCAGCUCCUCUUCCCCUUCACAAGGUGAGAGUAUGUUUCAAAACGUGGUAUCUGUGUAGAAAAAUAGUUCUCAUGAGUCUAUAAGCUGUCUACUGUCUCCUGAACAGAAACCAGCAGGUUUACCCCUAAAUGUAUUUAGAAUAAUGUUUAUUCUACUAAAAACUAAAGAAGCAUCAAUCUAAGUACAGUGGAAGUCCCCUGUGAGUGUGUUCUACUCAGUGGACAUGCUCAAGUAAAACAAGACAUUAUGUGGGUAUAAAACUGGGAGUGGGUUCAGAAAGAAGAGUGCUGGUAAACGCUUGCCACCUUUGGUGUGCUCGUGUGUGAUAGUGUUACACUAAAGGGAGCCCAUGAUGUCCCGUGGCUAUGGACAGGUUGACAAUAUUAGCUGGGUUUGAACUGGCAUUUGAGUUUCUGGGAGUUUAUGGUAGCAUACAGUUCAGAAGUCUACACCACUGUGAUAAACUCUGGAGGAUUGUGACUUACUUUGUUUCCAUUUUCUUCAGCUUUGUGCAGUUCUCUUGUGACUUUGUUUCUAUAUUUUCUGUUUAUAAGUCAAUUUUAAGGGGAAGGGUAAGAUUUUAAGAUCUUGUUUAUUGUAGAUAAUUUUUUUCUCCUGUUGUAGAAAAGCAUGGGUUAUACAUUUGAGUGGAAAAGGCACUAUAUUAUUUACCAAAGGUGUAUUGUUUGCAUUUGUUUAUAAAUGCAUUAUUUUAGUACUAUAAAUUUGGGCAUAGUUUCUGAGUUUACUACUAUUGCUACUGCUGGCAUCUGUCUUUCUUCUUCUCUGUCAUGUUUUUAAUCCCCAUAAAUGUGCAAUGUGGGGUGCAUAGGUCACAGACCAAACAAGACUACCAGCAUGUUCUUGUCCACACUUGGGGAACAGCGCGCGCUGUUUCAUCACAUCAGCCCCUCCAGCGUUUGUUUUUUAACUUUUUUUUUUAUUUCAUUUUAAAAUUCAGCAUUUUGCUUUAACCUUCCAAACAAGAUCUGUUGAGAGUCACCAUUGCAUCUCAAUGGCUCUCCCUUAUUUGCCUACCUUUGUAUGUAUUUUGUGUACUAGAUCGUCCAGGAAGUAUUCUAGAAGGGAUUAAUAGUUUGCAUUCAGAAUGAUGUAGUUGGUCCAAAUUAUUUUGCCUUUAAAAUUGAAACGAGUCAAUCUCAUUUUUUUCUUGGUGAUUUGAAAUUGUAAGAUUUGUCCAGCUAUUGCUUAAUAAAAUUUUGCAGAUCAAAAAAGA